GAAGGGACUGUGGCAAAAGCGUUGAAUUAAUUGCUACUGUUACUGUGGGUCGCAGGACAAGAGGGGCGAAGAGGUAGAGGAGAGCGAGAGAAGAGAAGACUCAUGGCAAGAGCACCUCAAGGCCAAAACAAAGCUCCAGGAGCUUUCUUCUUGGCGACUCUGCUGCUAUGGAUGAUCUCUGUGUUGUUCGAGAUUGUGUUUAACAAGAGAAGGGAGCUACUCUCUGUUGUUGGUGGCUUUUGUUUCUAUCAAUUUGCCAACUGGGUCAUCCGCUCGUGGGUCUCCAAGGACCCUCUCCUGGUCAAUACUUGCGUUUCCCUCCUCCACUCCUCCAUCACCUCCGCUUCAGUGAUUUUUAUUUUGGUCAAUGAGUUGAUAAGGAUGGGUUCCAAUGGGAUGUUUGAGCACUCAAAGCUGGUUGGGAACACUUGGCCCUGGGCAUACCCAGCUCUGUGCUUUUCAUGUGGCUACUUUGCGUACGAUCAGUGGGAUAUGCUGCAUUACCGAUUGUACAGUGGUUGGAUCCCUUCCAUCCUAGUGCAUCAUCUGUUGCUACUUGUUUGCUUUACACUUGCAUUAUAUCGGAAUGUCACCAUCAACUAUCUUAUUCUUACUCUCAUUUGUGAGCUGCAUUCUAUCUUUUUGCACACGAGGAAAGUGAGACGGAUGGCUGGUAUUCGUGAUGCAAAAAGCAAGGCGGUGAAGGCAGAAUGGGUCCUCAGCUGGAUCACCUUCAUUGUAGCAAGGUUUGCCCCACACAUUCUCAUUACAAUCAAGCUUAUCAGAGAUUCUCCAAGGUUCGAAAAGGGUGUGGAGUUGCCUCUAGCAUUGUUUGGGAUGGGAGGGAUGAAUUUGCUCAACACUUUCCUGGGUAUUGAUCUCUUCAGAGCUUACAGGAGAGAGAAGAGUUCUCAACAUCAUGAAUGAUGAAGUUCUUUUGUAUCUUAACUUUCAUCAUUUGUUGUUAUUGAUUUUGCGUAGGAAAUGAAUGAUUAGCUUACAUUUUUGUCAUGUCAGCUGUAAAUGACAACACCAUUUGUUUGUCUCAGUUUCUACAUGAAAUAUAGCAAAAAAAUUGUCUGAAUUUCAAUA
This is a messenger RNA of Vitis vinifera (wine grape), 1092 nucleotides long. RefSeq lists its product as uncharacterized. NCBI's taxonomy places the organism in Eukaryota, Viridiplantae, Streptophyta, Magnoliopsida, Vitales, Vitaceae. Bases 103 to 927 code for a protein of 274 amino acids. Gene Ontology annotation, cellular component: plasma membrane. The transcript has 3 exons. The record is from RefSeq and is a predicted model, not a curated record. Gene Ontology annotation, biological process: membrane assembly; plasma membrane organization; phospholipid homeostasis.